Serpula lacrymans var. lacrymans S7.9 is the source of this 1056-nucleotide messenger RNA. RefSeq lists its product as uncharacterized. Bases 69 to 896 code for a protein of 275 amino acids. Lineage: Eukaryota; Fungi; Basidiomycota; Agaricomycetes; Boletales; Serpulaceae. The transcript has 6 exons. Gene Ontology annotation, molecular function: GTPase activity; nickel cation binding. The record is from RefSeq and is a predicted model, not a curated record.
GAUUGCGCCUUAUCUUUGAUCAAACACUUUCUGCUACAGACCACCAUCAAGGUAUACAAUAUCAUAUCAUGAGCGUACAGUUCAUCAACAACCUAGGAACUUCCGGCAUAAGCCAAACUGGUCACACACAUUCUCAUGAAGUAGGGGGUGCAUUUCACGCACACGAUCUUGCUGAACAUGGUCACACACACGAACAUCUUGACCAUCCAGGAAAGUUUGCCGAGCGGGACCUUCCUGAUUACUCGCAACGCAACUUCGUUGAGAGAGGAUUCACGAUUGGAAUAGGAGGGCCAGUCGGUUCGGGUAAAACUGCGUUGACACUUGCUCUCUGCAAGCGACUCAGGGGCGAAUACAACAUCGCUACCGUAACAAACGACAUUUUUACAAGGGAAGAUCAGGAGUUCCUGAUAAAAAACAAGGCUCUACCUACUUCACGUAUUCUAGCCAUCGAAACAGGCGGUUGUCCUCAUGCCGCAAUCCGCGAAGAUAUUAGCGCCAACAUGGGGGCCCUUGAAACGCUACAAGCGAAAUAUGAAUGCCAAAUGUUGUUCGUUGAAAGCGGCGGAGACAACCUCGCCGCUAAUUAUUCCCGAGAGCUUGCGGACUACAUCAUCUACGUCAUCGAUGUAUCUGGAGGGGACAAAAUUCCUCGGAAAGGAGGGCCAGGGAUUUCGCAAUCAGACCUUUUAGUAAUUAACAAGAUCGAUCUUGCUCCUUAUGUCAACGCCUCGCUCGAGGUCAUGGAUCGUGACUCAAAGGCCAUGCGUGGUGAUGGCCCUACAGUUUUCGCUAGCGUUAAAGAGGGAAAAGGGGUUGAAGAUACCGUCGAGCUGAUCCUGGGUGCAUGGAGAGCUGCGGGUAGUCCCGGAAAGCCUGGACCCGUCGGUGAUGAUUGAGUAGGUCAACAUUGAGUGACGAGAUGCUCACUGCGUUCGCACCGUAUCAUGUAAUUUUAUGGUUCUGCAUCUCUUCGUUUCUGGACCAUUUGCCGGUGCGGAAAAGUUCUAUUGGGCUUUGGUGUACCCUUUCCCCAGAGGCAACCAUUUAACGUAACUU